Messenger RNA from Dracunculus medinensis (Guinea worm), 729 nucleotides. NCBI's taxonomy places the organism in Eukaryota, Metazoa, Nematoda, Chromadorea, Rhabditida, Dracunculidae. The record is from the annotation of a GenBank genome assembly.
AUGGAAGUACAAUCAUCAUUAAUUGCAGCUAAUCAUGAACCUCACCACAAAAAAUCAUCUCAAUAUACAAUGCUUGAUCGUUUUAAACGUUUAACAAAUGAGAGAUUUAUAGAAUUACCUGAAUGGUGCAAUUGCGAUUUGCUACCUACAUGUCCACCAUCUCCUCGUGGUCCUCCAGGUGAACCUGGACAAGAUGGAGAACCUGGUGUGCCAGGACAUCCUGGAAUAGAUGCAGUAGUAUUUGUGCCAGCGCAAUGUUCAGUGGGAUGCUUUAAAUGCCCACAUGGACCACACGGACCACCAGGUCUUGAUGGUCCGCCAGGAUCGGAGGGCCCUACUGGAUCACCUGGCAUGCCAGGUAGGCCUGGUAGACCAGGUAUAACAGGUCCACAAGGCCCGACAGGCGACAUAGGCGAACCAGGCGAGCGAGGUCCUCAAGGCGAACCAGGAUUGUCGACUUUUUAUACUACUGCGAAUACAAAGUUAAGACGUGGAAGAAAAGGAUUGCCCGGUAUACCUGGGCCAGCUGGUGAGCCUGGUAUUCCAGGUGAGCCGGGGGAGCCUGGAAUACCAGGUCCAGCGGGUCCCCCAGGACCGCCUGGACCAAUGGGCGUUAACGCUAUACCAGGCGAUAAUGGAAUUCGUGGAAAUCCAGGUCUGCCAGGUGCUGAUGCAUUUUAUUGUCCAUGUCCACCGAGAUCAUUUGCUUUCAUAAGAAGGUACCAUUAA